This is a messenger RNA of Aspergillus affinis, 2856 nucleotides long. RefSeq lists its product as uncharacterized. Lineage: Eukaryota; Fungi; Ascomycota; Eurotiomycetes; Eurotiales; Aspergillaceae. Bases 1 to 2856 code for a protein of 951 amino acids. Gene Ontology annotation, molecular function: beta-glucosidase activity; FAD binding. The transcript is spliced from 7 exons. Gene Ontology annotation, biological process: glucan catabolic process. The record is from RefSeq and is a predicted model, not a curated record.
AUGAAGCCAGCCUUUAUCGCCGUCCUCUCUGCGAUUCCUUCUGCUACGGCGCUGGGAACAGUUGAGCCCAGGCAAGACGCCACAAACUCGUCUUGUAUACAGGCGUGUUCCCGCCUGGCUCGCAAUACUGACUACCGUACGCACUUCCCCGGAAAUGGCAACCUUGAAGUCUGGGAUGCCAAACAACAAGAGGUUCGGUCCGCUUGCCGCGUUCAACCUACAUCUACCGACGAUGUUGCAGACAUUCUGAGCGUAGUCCUAGAUACGUCUUGCAAUUUUGCAGUCAAGAGCGGCGGACAUGCACGGUACCCCGAUGACUCCGUCUCCGUUGGAGGGGUCACGAUUGACCUGCAAAGAAUGAGGUCCACGGAGGUUUCCCCGGAUCGGAAGUCCGUCAGACUAGGUGCCGGCCAUGUUCUGUACAGCAUGUUCACGGAUCUCGAGAGACAUAAUCUGACUACAGUUGGAGGCAGAGCCGCCGAUGUUGGUAUUGGUGGAUUUGUUCUCGGAGGCGGAUUUUCACAUCUCUCGCCCGUAUACGGCCUGGCGAAGGAUAACGUCUUUCAGUAUGAGAUUGUCCUCCCCAAUGCCACAGUGGCAAUUGUGAAUGAACGUACCCAACCCGAUCUCUACUUUGCUCUUCGCGGGGGGAUGAACAAUUUCGGCAUCGUAACAUACUUUACGAUGAGGGCGGUCGAACAGGGCCAGAUCUACUCCGGGGAAAAUACCUACAAAGCAGACCAGAAAACCGCUAUCACAGAGCAGGCCUACGAGCUUACAACCCGCUUCAAAAAUGAUACCGCGAUGUCUUUCUACUACGGUUUCGGUUAUAACCAGGAGACGGAUGAAUACGAUAUCUCAGUAACCCAGACAUAUGCCCAGCCGAUACUUGAUCCGCCAGUCUUUCGGGAGCUCAACCAAAUUCCGUCUGAAUCUAGCACGGUCCGGGUCGACUGGCUGACCGAGUUUAGUAAGGAGGUGGCUUCGGCAACGCCUCCCGGUGGUCGAAAUCUGUUCGCGACCGUGACGUAUAGUCCGUCCGCGGAGCUGGACCGGGAAAUCCAGGAUAUUAUGGCCGAAGAACUCCAGUCAGUCAAGGGAGCUCCAGGAUUCUUCCCGAAUCUUGUUAUCCAGCCAUUAUAUGAAGGCGCCAUCCGCGCUGGGAAGCAGCGAGGUGGGAGUGCUGGUGGUACAGAUGCCGAUGGCCCACUUACAGUCGUUCUAUUGACCACACUGUGGAAUGAGGUUGCCGACGACGACGCCAUGGCUACUUUUGUGAACAGAUGGGUUGAGAGAUCUGAGGCUGCCACCAGAGAUGCCGGGAAAUACCACCCUUGGCGCUAUAUCAACUACGCAAGUAAGGAGCAAGAUCCAUUUGCGGGGUAUGGGGAGGAAAGUCUGCAGCGGCUCAGGAGCAUCCAGGCGAGCAUUGACCCUAACGGUGUGUUCAGCUCAACCGGACUGUGCAGGGGGACCGUUGAAGCCUCUUCAAGUAACAUGGACGACGGAACCAUGCACGAGCUUUAUAUGUGGCCAUUUGCUGACAUUGUUCACGCUGGAGCUGCAAGUGUUAUGUGCUCCUAUCAGCGACUUAACAACAGCUACUUGUGUCAUAACAGCAAAGCACUCAAUGGCCUUCUGAAAACAGAGCUCAGCUUUCAGGGGUUCGUUGUGAGUGACUGGUGUGCUGGUGGAGUGCCCAGCACACCGGUAUUGCAAGUGCCCUGGCUGGCCUGGACAUGGUCAUGCCUGAUGCAAACAAAUACUGGGGUGCCAAAAUUACCGAAGCAGUUCGCAAUGGAUCUGUGCCAGAGUCACAUAUUACCGAAAUGGCUACUAGAAUUAUGGCUGCCUGGUACCUCUCUGGCCAAGCUAACCCAGAUCUCCCGCCUGUCGCUGUUGGGAUUCCAGGUAUUGGAGGCCCAUGUACGCCGCGAUAGAACACAGUUAUUCUGGGACUUUGAUGGUACGGCGCGAAUGAAUUCAAAAGCAGAUGCAUGCCUCAUUUUUAUUAACGCGGCAGCGUCUGAGGGUGUGGAUCGACCGGCUUUGCGCGACGAUUAUUCAGAUGGAUUAGUCUUGGGCAUUGCUUCACGAUGCAACAACACCAUGGUUAUCAUACAUAAUGCCGGUGUUCGCAUGAUUGAUCAAUGGAUUGAACAUCCAAAUAUUACGGCAGUGAUAUUCGCACAUCUGCCCGGUCAGGACUCUGGAGAGGCCAUCACCAAGAUUUUAUAUGGUGAUGUGGGCCCAAUUGGAAAGCUUCCUUAUUCAUUACCUCGCAAUGAUUCAGAUUAUGGGUCGCUUCUUUCUCCAGUGACUUCUACAGGCUGGGACCAUUAUUUCCCCCAGGAUAACUUUACUGAAGGUGUUUUUAUUGACUACCGAGCAUUUGACAUGAACGGUAUCACGCCGCGGCUUGAACUCGGGUAUGGCAUGACAUACACGACAUUUAGGUAUUCAAAUCUUACAGUUCACAAGUCCGGUAAUCUAUUCGAUCUCUCAGAGUAUCCUAUUGGGCCUGUGAUUCCAGGUGGCAGUGCCGACCUUUGGGAAACUAAAGUGGCUGUCACAGCUGACAUUACAAAUACCGGUCAAAUGGUGGCCGCAGAGGCCGCACAGCUAUAUAUCCAAAUUCCUGCCGAGGAUCAGCUUAUUUUACAGUUGCGAGGGUUUGAGAAGGUGAAUGUCCCUCCCGGCGAGACGAGGACUAUCUCCUUCAACAUCAGGCGUCGUGAUCUUAGUAUUUGGGAUGUGGCUGCGCAGAAGUGGAAACUCAUUCUGGGGGCCCAGUAUCCUGUUUUUGUUGGGACCAGCUCCCGGAAAUUGAUGCUAAACGGGACGUUGGAGCUAUAA